This is a messenger RNA of Canis lupus familiaris (dog), 1511 nucleotides long. RefSeq names its product cyclin O (gene CCNO). NCBI's taxonomy places the organism in Eukaryota, Metazoa, Chordata, Mammalia, Carnivora, Canidae. Gene Ontology annotation, cellular component: cytoplasm; cyclin-dependent protein kinase holoenzyme complex; centrosome. The record is from RefSeq and is a predicted model, not a curated record. Gene Ontology annotation, biological process: mitotic cell cycle phase transition; regulation of cyclin-dependent protein serine/threonine kinase activity. Gene Ontology annotation, molecular function: cyclin-dependent protein serine/threonine kinase regulator activity. The coding region runs from base 230 to 1288 and encodes 352 amino acids. The transcript is spliced from 3 exons.
GCCGGGCGGGGCUCCGCCUCUCCCUUGCCAGCGGCGCGGGCUACCGGCUGCCAGGCGCUCGCUCGGAAGCGGUUCUUUAGCCGGGAAAGCGCGGCCCCGUGCCGCUCGGUGAUCGUCCAGUGAGGAGCCGGGGGUGUGGUGGGGGAAGGCGCCGCCGAGUACUUAGGGCCUCGCCGCGGGCCGGCCAGCCCACUCCGUCCUCCCCGGCGUGCGGCCACCGGGCGGCAGCAUGGUGACCCCUUGCCCCAGCAGCCUCGUGAGCCCCGCCGCCCGGGCUGGGAAGCGGGACAACGACCAGAACCUCCGCGCCCCGGUGAAGAAGAGCAGGCGCCCACGCCUCCGCAGAAAGCAGCCGCUGCAGCCGCUGCAGCCGUGCCCGCUCCCCGGAGACUCCGGCGUUUGCGACCUGUUCGAGUCCCCCAGCUCCGGGUCUGACGGUGCAGAGAGCCCCGCCGCGUCCGCGGCGCUGGGCUGCAGCCCCCUGCCCCCUCCUGCCCAGGAGGCGGUGCAGCUAGACCUGCAGACCUUCCGUGACUACGGCCGGAGCUGCUACGUCUUCCGCAAGGCGCGGGAGAGCCACUUCCACCCGCGGGAGUCGCUGGCGCGGCAGCCGCAAGUAACGGCAGAGUCCCGCUGUAAGCUGCUCAGCUGGCUGAUCCCCGUGCACCGCCAAUUCCGCCUCUCCUUCGAAUCGCUCUGCCUGACGGUGAACACUCUGGACCGCUUUCUUACCACCACGCCUGUGGCUGCCGACUGCUUCCAGCUGCUUGGGGUCACAUCCCUGCUCAUCGCGUGCAAACAGGUGGAGGUGCACCCGCCGCGCGUGAAGCAGCUCCUGGCCCUGUGCUGCGGUGCCUUCUCCCGGCAGCAACUCUGCAACCUCGAGUGCAUCGUGCUGCACAAACUGCACUUCAGCCUGGGCGCGCCAACCAUCAGCUUCUUCCUGGAGCAUUUCACCCACGCGCGUGUGGAGGCGGGGCAGGCUGAGGUCUCAGAAGCCCUGGAGGCGCAAGCCCUGGCGCGCGGGGUGGCUGAGCUGAGCCUGGCCGACUACGCCUUCACCAGCUACACUCCCUCGCUGCUGGCCAUCUGCUGCCUGGCGCUGGCUGACCGUAUGCUCCAGCUCCCGCGCCCCGUGGACCUGCGCCUAGGCGGGCACCCAGAGGCCGCACUGCAGGACUGCCUGGGCAAGCUGCAGCUUCUGGUGGCCAUAAACGAAGCCUCCCUGACUCACAUGCUGCCCUUCCAGAUACGAGAGAAGUGCAGCCUGUCCCCGAAGUUGAAAUGAAACAGACCUUUGGUUUCCUGUGUACCCUGCCCCGGCUGCUGGACCUUUCCCAUUACUGUGAAAGAGUGCAGUCUUGAUUCAUGGCUCCCACUUGGCCAGGAGGUCAUCCUGAAGGUUGUAAAUAGUGUAUGAUAGUAGUGUCUCCCCCUUUAUUUAUUUUGCUACGAGCACAUGAGGGACCCGAGUCUUUCCCCAAUAAACAGGCUGUCUUCGUUCAUCUGAA